AUGGCUGGCGGUGUUGUUUUCGGCGAUGGUCAAAUUGCAUUUUUAUGUAUCACAACGGUAUCUUUAUUUGGGCUGCUCAGCAACGGUUUCUCACUUUACAUAAUACGUACGAGAUCACUCUUCCGCAAUGCAUUUGGAGCUCUAUGCAGCAGCUAUCUAAUUUGCAACUUAGAAGCCAUAGUUUUACUUUUGAUAUGGUGUACUAUCGUCUUAAGCGUAAAACCUCCAACAUUAUCGUCAUCAACAAUUUUUUCCAUACGACUAAUAGGCGUAUUGGUGAACGGAGCGUGGUUUGGAUCGCUUUUUGUGCAUUUCUUUGUUGCUCUUAAUCGAUUGUGCGCUAUUGUAUAUCCGAUAAGAUAUAGGGAACUAUGGUCAGAAUCAAAGGCUUUCGCUGCUGGAAUCUUUUCAUGGACAGUUGGAACUUCCUUGUGCAUGGUACAGUUAUACAAAGGAUGUUCAUUUGUAUUCAAUGAAAACUGGAACUAUACCUUUCUCUAUCAAAAUUCUUUCUGUGGUAAAAUAUGUGCUUAUACUGAUACCGUAAUAUCGAUAGGAAUAAUAGCGGCAACUGGAUGCACUGAUCUCACUACCUUGAUAAAAAUACUUGCAUAUCGUAGGACAAUUCGAAGAAAUAAGGUUUUCUCCAUUGUUAAUGCUAUCAAAGGACGAGAUGUGUCAUUCUUCAAACAGUCAUGUAUUCUCAACUCAUUCUACAUCGGAUGCAUUAUCAUGUUCAAGACCAAUUCGUAUUUCUUCACUGAUAAAUGGUUACUGUUCGCAUCGAGUGCAGUCGCAUUAAUUCUGAUGCUGUCAUUAGACGGUUUCCUUCUAUUGGUUUCGUACCGGAUAGCAAGUCGUUGGAGAUCUGAUUUUCGUAGAACGGCAACAUCAGUUUUACGCGUCGAUAACCUGAAGAAAUUUUCAAAGUGGCGUAUUCUGAAGAAAAGCGAGAUAAGUGUCUAUGAGAUGAUUACGAGC
Loa loa (African eye worm) is the source of this 981-nucleotide messenger RNA. RefSeq lists its product as hypothetical. Gene Ontology annotation, cellular component: membrane. The annotation marks the transcript as partial. The transcript has 8 exons. The record is from RefSeq and is a predicted model, not a curated record. Lineage: Eukaryota; Metazoa; Nematoda; Chromadorea; Rhabditida; Onchocercidae.